AUGUUGUCAUUAGUUGUUAAAAGACAUGGAUACAAUAGGUUACAUGUACCCGAUGUUCCUGUUAACGUCCUAAAGUUUUUCGAUCGUAAGACUGCGGAAUCUGUUAGCAAAGCCAAGUCUAUUAGUGUGGCUUCUGACACAAAGAAUGACGUAGGUGUGGUGGAAACGGCAUCUGGACUCGUAAAAACUGCGUACACCAAGAUAGAGCCAACUGCGAAAGAACUGUUAGUGAAAUACGAGCCAGUUGCAGAGGAACAUGCUGCUUCAGCAUGGCAAUCUGUUAACAAGCAAUCGAGUGAGGAAGGGUACAAGGCUUCUUCAUAUCUUCCAUUGGUGCCCAGUGAAAAGAUUGCGAAGGUAUUCAAGGCUCCUGACCCAGAAGAAGAAGAAGAAGAACAUGUACAAGAACCGGUGGUUCCCAGUGGAGCCGAGGAGUUGUGCACGUUGAUUAAUAUCAAUACACAAUGA
Molecule: messenger RNA, 468 nt
Organism: Lactuca saligna
Lineage: Eukaryota; Viridiplantae; Streptophyta; Magnoliopsida; Asterales; Asteraceae
Source: the annotation of a GenBank genome assembly